AUGGAAGUAUUCACAUUCGUUCUCCGCAAAUCCGGCGCCGAGUGGACUGUGAAGCAGCACUCUGGCGACAUCGAGGACUCCGCCUCCUCCACCUACGACCUUCAACGCAAGCUCGUCAAUGCCGCUCGCGCCGCUGAUUCCUCCGGCGCCGUUCAGUCCUCUUUCUCUUUCGUUUCUCCCUCCUCUGCUGUCUUCCAAGUGGUUGUGGGUGGUGCAGUCUUCGUUGGAGGUGGUGCUGUUGCUGCUGCUCCUGCUGGCUAUGCUGCUUACUACCAUCCUAGACCGGAGGGGACGGCGUGGCUGAUGAGGAAGACGGCACGGCACUGCGAAGAAGAAGAUUGCGUUGGGGUUUCUUUCCAGUUGUAA
This is a messenger RNA of Arachis stenosperma, 366 nucleotides long. Its product is annotated as 60S acidic ribosomal protein P3-like. The transcript has 2 exons. Lineage: Eukaryota; Viridiplantae; Streptophyta; Magnoliopsida; Fabales; Fabaceae. Bases 1 to 366 code for a protein of 121 amino acids. The record is from RefSeq and is a predicted model, not a curated record. Gene Ontology annotation, cellular component: ribosome. Gene Ontology annotation, molecular function: structural constituent of ribosome.